GGGGAGGUAAAAGCAACAUGCGCGAAAGCUUCGCGCUAAUUCCAUCCCCAUGUGCUGCGAAAUCUACGGCAGAAGUUCAACCCUCGCCGUCGAAUCGGAGUCUCGUUUUUACCCCGUACAGAACAUCAUCAUGAGAUACUUCUUCGCUGCGAUCCAUGUCUUCCUUAUCAUCCUUAAUACAUAUUCCGUCCAAUCCACGCAAAAUUUAUCAUGUUACCAAUGCAUACGUACAACGAAUGUGGAAUGCUUACCAGAAGAUCUCCGUCCUUGUCCAUCGAACUCGGAUAGAUGUGUCACUCAUAUCAUGAAACAGA
Messenger RNA from Nicrophorus vespilloides, 314 nucleotides. RefSeq lists its product as uncharacterized. The record is from RefSeq and is a predicted model, not a curated record. Lineage: Eukaryota; Metazoa; Arthropoda; Insecta; Coleoptera; Silphidae.